Molecule: messenger RNA, 723 nt
Organism: Arachis stenosperma
Lineage: Eukaryota; Viridiplantae; Streptophyta; Magnoliopsida; Fabales; Fabaceae
Exons: 3
Coding region: 1-723 (240 amino acids)
Source: RefSeq, a predicted model, not a curated record
AUGGCCAUCGGAAUUUGUCGAAAGGCCAUAGACAGAGUUUAUGAAGUAUAUGAUGAACUGAAAAGGACGAAUUUCGUAUAUGAUAAUGAGAAAAGCGUGUUUAUUUUUGUUCCUCUUCAAGCGAACUACAUGACUUUCUUUGUUAUGCUGGAGAAUCUUUCAUUAAGGAGGGUCGGAAGGUCUGGUGAUGGCCUUGAUAACCCUACCCAUGGAGACGAAAAGAGAAUGAGGCAUGAAUCUCAGUUCAAAACUAUCAAGAUGUCAGGUAUAUUUACGGACACUGAGAUGAAUGAGCAAUACCAGGAGGACAAUGACUUUAACCAACAAGAAGAGCUAGUAAGUGACCAAUAUAUGAUGGAUGAACAGAAUGAAUUCGAACAAGAUUUCAGAGAUGAAUUUAUUGAGGGAGCGUUUUUUUCUGAAUCUGAUAUGUCAGAAGAUAUCCUUGAAGCCGCUUAUGCGGUUGACUCCGUGCAAGACAUUACAACUUUGAAAUUUAGUGAGAAUUUUGCGGAGAAAAUUGGCAAAUACCACUUUUCUACUUUGCAGCUUGCAUUUGAUUUUUAUAUGAAGUACUCAAAGUCGAAGAGCUUUAGUGCAAGGAAGAGCAAGACCUUCAAGAAUAGUACUGGCGAGAUAUACAAACAAAAGUUUGUAUGUCAUAGGCAAGGAUUCAGGAUGGAGAAAUAUUACACGAUGGAAAAAAAGGAAGAAGGAGCCUAG